UUCUCCAACCGAGCCGACCCGGACCGGUUUUCCGGUCCAAUCUACUUUUCUGAAUCGGUUCGUUUCAUUGUUCGUUUUUGCUCAAUGAAACUGAUACGUUUGGUGUAUCAGUGAGAUCUAUCUCCGAUUCAAUGGCUUCUACCUACCGUGAUCGUACGUCGGAGUUCCGAUCACUGACGGAGACUCUAAAGAAGACUGGUGGCGGAGGAGAAGCCACCGCACCGCCGAAUCAACAACCGUCUACAUCUCAAGGUUCCUAUUCAAGAUCUGAAUUCAACCGAAAGGCGUCACAAAUCGGAUUAGGAAUCCACGAAACCUCACAGAAAAUCGCAAGGCUCGCUAAGCUGGCGAAGAAAUCGUCUCUGUUUAAUGAUCCGAUUAUAGAGAUUCAAGAACUGACUGCAUUGAUUAAGACUGAUAUAACGACGUUGAAUUCAGCUGUUUUGAAUUUGCAAAAUAUUCAGAAAUUUGAUUCGGCUGAUGAGAAUUACUCAGAAGAUAGGGUUGUGCAUUCUAAUGCUGUUUGCAAUGACUUGAAGAAUAAGCUCAUGGGAGCUACAAAGCAUCUUCAAGAUGUUUUAACUACAAGGACAGAGAACAUCAAGGCUCAUGAGAAUAGGAAGCAGAUAUUUUCCAAGAACCCUUUACAGCAUCAGCCAAAGCAAACUACUGAGCCGCCACCUUGGUCAAAUUCAACAAAUGCAUUUGAAACUGAGAGUUUGCUACAAACACCAGGACCACCAUCAAAUGGAGUUCCUCCAGCUGGCAAUCAGCUAAGGCGAAGGUUAGCCGUGGACAACAAUCCAUCCCAGCAAAUGGAGAUGUCUUUGGUACAACAGGUUGUUCCUCGGCAUGAAGAAUAUGCCCAAAGUCGAUCAACUGCUCUGCACAAUGUGGAAUCUACUAUUACUGAACUUAGUGGAAUCUUCUCUCAUUUGGCUACGAUGGUUGCCCAUCAAGGAGAGCUAGCUAUCAGGAUUGAUGACAACAUGGAUGAGUCAUUGGCAAAUGUUGAAGGAGCCCGCAGUUCUUUAUUGAGGCAUCUCAACCAAAUAUCAUCAAAUAGAUGGCUUAUGAUCAAAAUAUUUGCCAUUUUGAUAUUCUUUCUGAUGAUCUUCAUAUUCUUUGUGGCCUAAUGUACCAAUCAAGGAAGUUUUUUUGUUUUUUGUUUUUCACAACUUAUUUGGACUCAUCUUCAUCCUUCUGUGGCUUGCUGCCAAAGCAACUAAAUGAUGAGAUGUACAUAUGAGAUAUGUAUCCUAUUUGCAAGUAGGUUUGGUUCAAUGAUCAGUAAACUUUUUGGUUCAUGUAUUCUGUUAUUUGGCAUCACUAUUAAAAAUGUUGUGGCAGGUAGGCCCCCAAGAUUUUUAGGAGUUUGAAUACAGAUUUAAGUUAGAAAUAUCAGUUUGCAUAUAGAUGAAUCAUCACAAUACCGUUAUGGAGGUGGGGCAUAAGAUGCGAAGAGCCAAAGAAAGGGCGCAUCUAUCAUAUCAGUUUCCACAUUCUUUUCAAGUUACCAUGUUAACAUAAUAGUAGUUUGUUUAGCUGUGUGUAUAACAUAAGAACCUUGCGGAUACUGUAAUAUCAAAAGUUGAUUUUUUUUUUCUCUAAAAGUAUUGAUGUAUAACUAUUUUUUAAUUGAACAUUCUUUUUGUUAUUGAUUGAUAUUUUGAAGAUA
This is a messenger RNA of Vicia villosa (hairy vetch), 1678 nucleotides long. RefSeq names its product syntaxin-31-like. Gene Ontology annotation, biological process: endoplasmic reticulum to Golgi vesicle-mediated transport; vesicle fusion; intracellular protein transport. Lineage: Eukaryota; Viridiplantae; Streptophyta; Magnoliopsida; Fabales; Fabaceae. Gene Ontology annotation, molecular function: SNAP receptor activity; SNARE binding. The record is from RefSeq and is a predicted model, not a curated record. The transcript has 6 exons. The coding region runs from base 132 to 1136 and encodes 334 amino acids. Gene Ontology annotation, cellular component: Golgi membrane; endomembrane system; SNARE complex.